GCCUUUGUAGAAUCACCUUCAAACUUGAAUAAAUUCUUACUCAAAAAUGAUCGAUAUAAAUCCGAAUAAACGCCUUCACUAAUCGGUAACACUGUGCGUCCUAAUCGAGAAGCACCUACAUAUUUGAUAAUAAUAUUAAGUUUUGCAGCAAAGUUUAUCGUGAAAGUGUUGUGAAUAUAUUCCGAAUAUUUUUAGAUGAGGGUAGAUGAUGAAGAAUGUUAGAAUUAUCUCGAAAACAAGUUCCAACGACAAGGCAUCUAUAGCUAUGAAAAUGUGUGUUAGAAGCUAAUUAGUAUAAAUGGCACAUCUACGUUGUAGCAGCCCCUUUCGUCUUCGGCCUACGGAUAAAGAUAGCUUCCCGUUUCCGGAUACUAGGAACGCAGGCAAUCAAGAUAGUGUGAUGCCCAUUUCUGCACUGAUGCAGGGACUCGGCGGUGGUAGCAUGCUGCCUCAGCAGGAGCCAAGAGUUGCCGAUUCAGCACCAUCAAUGUCAGAAAUGGAGGAGAUGAUGAUGAAUAUUCAUUUAAACGGAUCAACGGAUUUAUUUAACGAAGACGCCGGGAGUAACUACUUCACAGGUUACAAUAGCAGCCGUUCUGAUGCGUCACCGACUAACGCUUGGCUCGACAGUGCGACCAGUAAUUUGCAAAUUUCCAGAAGUAGUGACGCGAUUGACGUGUUUGACUUUCUCAUGAAAAGUCUAUCAUCGGCAAAUAACUUCUUGUCGACGUUGACUCGUGAACAGACGUUUGUACUGAAAUCUAUUCGGCCCAGUCUGCUCUAUGAAUUCUUGCAAGAAGUUGCGAAGGCUCGCAGUGACCGGCGCGUUCGCCGCGCUUUGCCUAACGAAUGUGCCUUCUGCAAGAAUAAUGGAGAAAACGAAGAGUGCUACUCUUCACACGCUUUGAAGGAUUGGCGCGGUCGUGUGCUGUGCCCAGUAUUGCGCGCGUUCCGCUGCCCUCGCUGCGGCGCCACCGGCGAUAGAGCCCACACAAUCAAAUACUGCCCGGAGAGCCCUGUCAUGGGUACAAGUGCCGCGGGCCUGGCGUCUCGUCGCCGAAUUCCGCCAUCCACGUCGCUGCUGUUGAAUGCUCCACGCAGUCAGACGGGCACGGCCACACCUUCGGCCUCGCCCGUCACAUCACAGCCCAACCCUAUGUCGUCGUACACAUCUCUCUGGACCAGCUUAGGUCUUCAAUCAAUUCAAUGAUUUUUGGAUUAACUUUGAACAGAAGCGUUCCAUAUACACAUUAUGGUGUUUUGUUUGAAUUGGUAAUAUGACCGGUACGGAGAAAUUUGACUUCAAACUAAAGGUACGUUUUGAAUGUGAGCUGCCGACUGCUUGAAAACAAUCGAUAUCACUGGUGUACCAGUUAUUAUAUUUCAGAUACACUGGUCUACAUCAUUUUUGUCCCAAAGGUGAAAUAUCGUUAAAAAUCGCGUUUAAAUCUUCAAAUCCCGACGUGCUAGUGCAACUUUAUGUUCUGGACCUCGAUUAUGUAUCAAAUAUUCUACAAGAAAUUAUAUAUUUCACCUUUUUGACAAAAAUUCUUUAAGUAGAAUAGUGUAUCUGAGCACGACUGCACGUGCUGUUGCCGCUUCGACCCAAAACAUGCCGCUUGCCAUUCAAAAUGUACCUACCUUCAAACUUGUCUUGCUGCGGAUUUCCAAAAACUUGUAAUUGUUUAGAACGCUUCUAUAGUAUAUAAACGAGUAUUUAAGACUUUCUGUUAAUUUACUAGGUAAAUGCUUCUGUAUCACGGCUACCGUUUUGUCUCUGAAACCAUAGUUUGGAAAUACUGUUUUCUGUUCUAAAUAUUACAAAUGGUAUUUUCUAGCAGAAGACUUUAUUUUGGACUAAUCUCGUUCAUUUUUCUACUUCGUUAGUAAAAGAGUGAACUUUAAAAGAACAUUAGUUCUACGGAAACUACAACCUUACAAAAGCACGCAGGUCGUGUUUUGCUAAUCUCAAACUUGAGUGGUUUCAGAUAAUUAGUUAUUUAAGUUUUUUCUCUAAUUAAUUUUUCAUUGGUUUUUAAAUAAAUAUAAUUAUUAUCAUCAAAUGUCAAAAGUUGAUUAAAAUUUGUAAUUUGUAUCUUCAUGACGUCACGAUAAGUAUUUUUACAUGUCAACCAACAACUGAAUAGUUAAAAUCGAAAUGAAUUUAUUUUUAAUGUCGAUUCAUUCAUAUUUGUAUAACAUAAUCAAUUCUCAUUAUUUAAUGUACACUGUCAUACUUCUGUAAUUAUACCUAACUUUGGCAAAAACCAGUGUGUACCAAUGAAAAAUAUUUCUAAUAUAUAUUUCUGAGCAUCA
This is a messenger RNA of Helicoverpa zea (corn earworm), 2316 nucleotides long. RefSeq lists its product as uncharacterized. Gene Ontology annotation, cellular component: perinuclear region of cytoplasm. The transcript is spliced from 7 exons. Gene Ontology annotation, biological process: negative regulation of translation; oogenesis. NCBI's taxonomy places the organism in Eukaryota, Metazoa, Arthropoda, Insecta, Lepidoptera, Noctuidae. The coding region runs from base 299 to 1210 and encodes 303 amino acids. The record is from RefSeq and is a predicted model, not a curated record. Gene Ontology annotation, molecular function: mRNA binding; zinc ion binding.